Molecule: messenger RNA, 3232 nt
Organism: Planococcus citri (citrus mealybug)
Lineage: Eukaryota; Metazoa; Arthropoda; Insecta; Hemiptera; Pseudococcidae
Product: acyl-CoA Delta-9 desaturase-like
Exons: 7
Coding region: 193-1257 (354 amino acids)
Biological process (GO): unsaturated fatty acid biosynthetic process
Cellular component (GO): endoplasmic reticulum membrane
Molecular function (GO): stearoyl-CoA 9-desaturase activity; iron ion binding
Source: RefSeq, a predicted model, not a curated record
GUACAUAAUAUAAAGAUGUGCAGACUUCAACUAUUUCAUCAGUAGUAGUUUCAUUGAAUUUAUGAAUGAUAACGCGCAGUAUAGCUGAAUAAAAGUUUAUACCUACCUAUAUAAUUACGUAUACCUAACUGCGUAGUGGUGAAAAAUAAUUCUACAGAAGUUUAAAAGAUAUUUAUACUUACUUGGAAUGCGAUGGAAUUCAGUUCCUCAAGUACUCACACCGGGGUGUUGUUUGAAAACGACGUAGUUGGGGCAUCGAAUGGGCAGAUAACACAUUCUAAAUUAGCUAACAAUAAGGAAUACAAAAGAAAAUUGGUCUGGCGAAAUGUGGUCUUAUACGCGUACCUACAUUUAGCUGCUCUUUAUGGUGUAUAUUUAGCAUUGACUUCGGCUGAAUUAUUAACAAAUAUGUGGGCUUUCCUACUAUACGUAUGCGCCAAAAUAGGAAUUACUGCAGGUGCUCAUAGGCUGUGGUCGCAUAGAGCUUACAAAGCCAGAUGGCAGUUGAGAUUGAUAUUGAUAGUUUUCAACACCAUCGCAUUUGAGAAUUCUGUAUACGAAUGGGUUAGAGACCACAGAGUGCAUCAUAAAUAUUCGGAUACAAACGCUGAUCCUCAUAACGUCAAUCGAGGAUUCUUCUUCUCUCAUGUUGGAUGGGUUCUGUGUCGUAAACAUCCUGAUGUAAUUGAGAAAGGAAAACUAAAUGAUUUGUCCGAUCUGGAAGAAGAUCUGAUUGUUGCAUUUCAAAAAAAAUACUAUUCAAUCUUGAUGCCGCUUUUAUGUUUCAUUAUUCCCACCGUGGUACCGGUUUAUUUUUGGGGAGAGACUUGGCCGAAUGCUUGGUUCAUUGCGACCAUGUUCAGAUAUGCAUUUUCCUUCAAUACUACUGCGCUAGUGAACAGCGUCGCACAUAUGUGGGGAAAUAGGCCAUACGAUGGAAGCAUUAAUCCAGUUCAGAGUAAGAGCAUAGCAGUGCUAACUUUAGGCGAAGGAUGGCACAAUUAUCAUCAUGUUUUUCCAUGGGAUUACAAGACAGCAGAAUUGGGAGACUACUCGUUCAACACGACGACUGCAUUUAUCGAUUUUUUUGCUAAGAUCGGAUGGGCUUACGAUUUGAAAACUGUCUCCGCUGAAACGAUCAAGAAAAGAGCUCAAAGAACUGGAGAUGGCAGUCAUCCAGUUUGGGGAUGGGGUGAUAAAGAUAUUCCAAAACAAGACAUCGAUGAGGCGGUAGUAAUCAACAAGAAAGAUGAAUAAAUAAAAUGCACAGGCGUUCAAACCAAAGGAUGUGCUGAGAAUGGGCUCAAAAAGUUGAUGAUGAAACAGUGGCCCGCGAUAAAAAAAGAAGUAUCGCGAAUUCAGAUCGAAUCCACAGUUCCACACCCUUUGAGGUAACAUCCCAUCACAAAAAAUGUGGGUCUUAAAGCCAAAGAGAGGCGCAGCUAUUUCUCAUUUCUUCAGAAAAAAAUGAAAUGGCUCGCGCUACCUGAUUUUGCUAUCGAUAUAUUUUAAACAUUUUUAUGAAAAACUAGAUUUAUUCUACAAUUCAAAAACUGCGGGAGUAUUUGUAUAGGAUUUUUCAAAAUGUCGGCAGUAGAGAAAUUUCAAUUCGGAUGGGUAAUUGUUGAGUAAUUGCAAUUUUAGUUCAUUAUUUUAAUGCAUUAAAUCCUAAAAAAGGGGAAAAGGGGACUUGUAGAACACCUGCCGCUCAUUGUACCCUGCUAUACCCCCAGUCUAUUCUAUCACCAGCUGUGUUUCAUUGUACCCUGUUACACCCCCGGUCUGUUAGCUGUAAAUUCCAAGUGGGAGUGGUUUGGUAGGGCGUUUACCAAACAAAUAUGAGAGGGGUUUUGCGAUAAGGGCCCUUGUGGUGAUAUUUCGAUUUUUUCAGGAGAGAAAAAACAUCGAAUUGCUUCGAUUUUUUCGUUUUUUUUUUUUUUUUUUUUGAUUUUUGGAUGCAGUGUUGUCUUGCGCAUAGGUUGGAAGUGAAAUUUUGACGAAAUUCGUUCAUCAUCGCCUGAUAUCCCUGAUUUAGAAAAGGGACCUUGUGGUGCACAGCCGAAUUUACACAACGUUAUAGACUACCCCGCAAAAAAAUACGGAGAAAUUCGGAUUCGCCAUGAAAUUUUACGUAGGUAACAACAAUAAAAUAAUUUUUCCAUCGACCUUUUUUUCUUUUUUUUUAAAAAUUAAAAACCAACAAAAACUUUGUUUUUUGAUUUCCCAAAAAUGUGAGUUUUUGAGUAUUCAUGUUCAAGUAAUUUUUACACGAGAAGUUGAUGAGAUAGGCGAAAUCUGAUUGCACCAUUCGAUUUCUCGUGAAAAAGUAAGUCGUAAUCGUCAAUAAAAAAAAAAAACAUCGAAUCACCACAAGGACCCAUUUCGCGAAACGCCUCUCAUAUAUUAUUUUAAUGCCCUAACCAUCGUAGUAAAUUCGUGGCUGAGUGGUUAGGGCAUGUAGGUAGGAAUAGGAAAUUUAGGGACCCAGGUUCGAAUCCCCAUGAGGUACGAGGUAUAGUCACAAAGUAAGUUUCACAUUUUUAAAAAAAAUAGAAGGCGUGAAUAUUUUUUGACCAAAAUUGGAGGGGACCUAGUUCAAACAUUCGACCAGAUCUGACAAAAUUUAUUUUGCAUUUGGGUGCAUUGUUCGUAUUUCACAGCGUGAUUAGUAAAGUGCUGAUAAAAAAAUGCCGUCCAAAAAUUAUAUUUCAGAAAAAAUGAAUUUUUCAACCUAACAAAAUAAAAAUUCAUCGGAAAAUUGAUUGAGAACCACUCAAAACAUAACAUACUAACAUUAUUUUGAUUCAAUCAAAAUCCAAAUCAAGUAAAUUGUUCAGUGAUAAUCUGCUGAAUGUCGGCAUUGUUGAGAGUCACUCAGCACCAAAAAUUUUGCAACCAUCACAUGAACAAAUUACAGCGCCAAAUCACAUCUUAACUUGAAAUAAGAUUACUAUGAUACGUUUUGAGUAAUUUUUGAUAAAUUUUAGUCAUAUUAUUACAACUACAAAUUUUUUUUUGUGGCCAAAUACCACAUUUGGACGGCACUUUUCUAUCAGCACUUUACUAAUCACGCUGUGAAAUACGAACAACGCACCCAAAUGCAAAAUAAAUUUUGUCAGAUCUGGUCGAAUGUUUGAACUACAUCCCCUCCAAUUUUGGUCAAAAAAUAUCCACGCCUUCUAUUUUAAAAAAAAAUGUGAAACUUACUUUAUGACUAUACCUCGUAAGUAGG